This is a messenger RNA of Homarus americanus (American lobster), 5098 nucleotides long. RefSeq lists its product as uncharacterized. NCBI's taxonomy places the organism in Eukaryota, Metazoa, Arthropoda, Malacostraca, Decapoda, Nephropidae. Gene Ontology annotation, molecular function: N-acetyltransferase activity. Bases 129 to 929 code for a protein of 266 amino acids. The record is from RefSeq and is a predicted model, not a curated record. The transcript has 6 exons.
CAGGAGCUGAUAGUUGAUAAUCAGGUUGAAAGUUCGUGUUCACUUUCAUUGAGUCCCAGCCAACCUAACUUCUCAGGACAAAGAGGGUAAAGGUGUAAGGAGAAAAGAGAGACACAAGGUGCUUCAGGAUGUACGCCUCAUUAUCGUCAUCUCGGCGACUUUCUUUAACCUUGAUUAGCCGAUAUUUUUCCAAGAAUGCUGGGAGCGUCUGGCAGCGCGACGAUGGCUUACAAAGACAGAAGUGGGAGAACGUGGUGGCCGAGUGGGGCGAGGCGAGCGAGCUGGAGUUCUUCGUGUUGACUCCGCAAAACUUGGAUGAAGUUAUGGACUUUCAGGCCAGAUAUUUUUACCCGAGGAACAAUCUAUGUUUAGGCUUGGGUAUGAGCUUGAAGACAAAAAUGGAUGAAGGCCACGUGAGGAGAAGCUUAGCGUCGGGGAUGUCAGUUGGGGUGAGGGAGAAGGCCACGCAGAAACAAGUCGCACAGUCAUUAGCUUCCAUGAUCACCGCUGAUUAUUCAUUUCUAUAUAAUGCGACAAAGUACAGCACUAAACUUGAGAAAUCGUAUGCUUUGAUUGUCAAUAAAGUAUGGAGGCAGUUGGACGUGUUCCAGGAUGCAGGAGUAGACCAGGUCCAAUAUUUAACGCGCGGCUGUUUCCAACCAGACUAUCCUCGCCGAGGUGUAACUUUAAAGAUGAUGCAGAUGAAUCUUGAAUUAGGUUCCGAACAGGGCUGUCGAAUAGCCUGUGGUAUCUCCAGCAGUUUAAAAGCUGAAAAAUGCUUUAUUAAAGCGGGGUUCGACGUACGCACCAACUUGGACCUGCGCACUCUGGAGGACGGCCUGGUAGACCUCUCCCGUAUGGGUCAUAAGCACAUGAAGGGUUUCACCAAGAAGCUGUCACCCGAGGCAGCCCUGAAGUCCAAGGUGUGAAGAAGCAUCGACUAGCAGUGGAAAUAUGACUCAUUCUAUUACAGUUAUUAGUGAAGCUAUCAUUGCAAUUACUUUUACAGUUGUUAUAAUACAGUACUUGUAUUACAAACGCCAUUAAUGUUACUUUUACGCAUUACAAGUAUUAUUAUACAUGCUGCUGUCUAAUAAUACAACUGUUAUUACAUACGAUAUAUAUUUGUAACUAUUACGAGGAGUUCUGUAACAUCAUUUAUUACAUCUACACUUUACUGCUAGUACAUUUGUUAUUACAGCUAUUAUUACAACUGAUUUUAUACCUAACAUCAAUGUGUUUGUUGUGUGAACUUAUAAAAAUGUAACUUUAAACUUGUAAAGUUAACAUUAUUCUGGGAAAUGUUUUUGCUUCGAAAUUUUUUAUACAUUUCAACAUUUCUCAUUUAUAUUUUUGAGAAUCAUUUAAACUUGUGAACAAAUCCUCUCGUGUGUUAUAAUAUUUCCUGGGACCACAGCUCCUUCCUCAGGCCCACCUACCUCCCUUCCUCAGGCCCACCUACCUCCCUUCCUCAGGCCCACCUACCUCCCUUCCUCAGGCCCACCUUGCAGUUGUAACACUUCAGGGUAGUCGAUGUGCAUUCUUCCUUAUGUACGUUGUUAUGGGCACAACGCACACAUACUGCGGAUUCCUGUAGUACUUGGUGUUGUGCCCAAACUGCUGGCACUUAAAAUAUCUAAGUGGAAAGGGGAUGUAGGGCCGCACUGUAACCCUCUCACACUCAUCCACUAUGUGAUGGGGUAGGAGUGUCUUGCCAAAUAUCAAGGUUACUGGCCAUGUGUUUCGUCUGUUACCGUCAACUUUCUUUGUGAAAGAUCUAGCAGGAACUACGUCUUGAUCCUUUAUAACGUCCACAAUAACAUCUUCACUCAAGUGCUGAAAUUCGAGGCUGGCUACAAUCCCUUUGUAGGCAUUAAGGACGUUUGGUACAUAGGCCUUUACUUCAUAAUUAUGAAAGAAUUGAAGAUUCAUGGCGUGUUUAACCUGACUAGAGUUCAUGAGCUCGACCUGCAGUUCACCGUUCCUCAGGCGCCGAACAUUCGUCACGUCCCCCAAUGGCGGCCUUGAUAUAUUUACUUAUAAUAAAUCCAUUAAUGCCGUCAAAGGAGCCCUGAUGCCUGAUGAGUCAGGUGUUCUCAGGUCUUGUCUGGAAGUCUUGCAUUUGUCGGUCUGUUAGUGGUCUAGAUAAUGUUGUUUCUUGCACCUCUCCACUUCGGGACGAGGUACUUCUUUGGUCAUUUCGGUCCUGGUCGCCCACUCUCCCUCUGUGAGGGAUAGAGUCUGAUCCUGGGGUGGUGAGCCACCACCCCUUAAUUAAAUAGAAAACAAUCUAGGGUAAAAACAGGAGUUGUUGUUAAUUAACAGGAUCUCCGAAAAGGCCGGCAAUUGGUUCCUUUCCGGGGCUGUUAACUCACAACGAACAUUACCACGUAUUUACGACUCGUAAACACUGGCCUCUCUUGUGCUGUCAGGGGAUGAUCGUCACCACUUGAUCUAGCUCCGGUGUAGCAGCCCACAUUAACCCCCGCCAACUAUACCAGGGGUUACAGUGGGCUAGCCCAAAAUAUACCCCGGGGUAUAAAAUAGCCCAGGCUAUAUUAUACCCCGGGGUAUAUUUUGGGCUAGCCCAGACUAUACCUCUCUAGUCCAGAUUAUACCCCCUUAUGUUUUUCAUAAAUAAGUCUGUAUUUCAAUGUCCAGAGUUUUUCCAUCAUAAUUUAUAUAUUUUGGGUUAGGCCAGACUAUAUCUCUCCUGUCCAGAUUAUACCUCCUUGUGUUUUUCAUAAAUAAGGUAACUCGGGGGAAUAAUAUACUGGAUUUAGUAUUAAGUAAUAUAUAAAAUACAUUACAAAUUUAGAAAUUUAAGAAACAUUAGGAAAUAGCGAUCACAAAGUCAUCAGAUUUGACCUUAACUUAACAAAUGAGAAGAAAGAAAAUAAUAGAAUUGUAACAGACUUCAGAAAAGCAUAUUUUAUAGGUUUAAGAGAGAGGCUUAGGAAUGAGGUGUGGGGUGGUAUUACCCCACUAGGGCUGGAACAAGUGAAUUCAGGUCCCGUGGGAGAGGUAGGUUAGGUUAGGCUAGGUGAGAAAUAAAAUCAAAAUUGAAUAUCUGAGUGUUUUUUAAUUUAAAUUAAAAUAGUUUAGCCAGACCACUGAGUUCAAAACAGAACUCUGAUAGGGCUGGUUUCUGAGUGUGUGUGUGUGGGGGGGGGGGGUAUAAUCUGGCCUAGGUUUUUUUAUAGCCUAGCCUGUUUUAUACCCCGGGGUAUAAACUGGACUAGCCCAGAAUAUACCCUGGGUAUAAAACAGGCUAGCCCACUUUAACCCCGGGUAUAGUCUCGGGAGGGGGUAUAUUUUGGGCUGUUACACCGGUACGUAUCUAACACACCCCCUUGUGGCACUGCCCGCAGGGUUCACCUUGCACUAAUUAAUCAAGUGAGUCACUAGACGCUACAAGAGAAUAAGCUAUUGCUUGUCCGCUGUCGCCGUCCUGACAGUUGUGUACUGUGGUGUGUGUCGAGUUAUGACACACAUACAGUACUAUUCACCAUGUACCCGUGCAUUUGUUGCCAUGACAACUUUGUUGCAGCAUUGAGACGUUCUUAAGUUUAGUAGAGACUCAGUCAUUAUUUACAUUGAUUUAGAUCCUGUGCAGAUAUAAUAUUCUGUUAAUUGGAAGGCGUAAUUACACCGAAACCCCCCAAAUCGCCAGUUUUUAGACUUGACCUUCACCUAUGACCUUGACCUCUAAGGGUCACGAAAAGUAUCCAACUAUAAAGGUUAUCAUCAGCUCAGUGGUUUACAUUAAAGAAUCAUAUUGAUAGCCCCUAUGGUUAAUGGAUUAUGAUACUCUAUCUAUUUUCAUAGAUUAUGACUAACAUCACUAUAUUGGUUGCUUUCGAAACAUCAAAAUAGCCUGAAACUAGAUUUUCCAGAUGACCCUCAUCAGUUUUGUGAACCAUGGACAUUGGGCUUUCAGAAAAAAAAUAUAUUCCCCCUUUGUCCCCUGAGAUGAUACAAAUUAGCCCAAAUAUGCGCGUUGGGCCAAAGACUACCUAGUGGAAAUGACCUGGCUGUGCCUGUAGGUAGGGUUACGAUUAACGAUAUUCACCUUAAUGACGUUAAUCUAGACUGACUUGGCUCUCUCUCUCUCUCUUUCUCUCUCUCUCACAUCAUAUAUUACACGCUAUAUCACUCUCAUGCUUCCCCUCUCUCCCUCAGUGAGCUCUGGGACCCUCUCUUAGAAGUACACGGAAACACCACACCAUAAUGUUGAUCCCGAGGGAGCUAUUAUGUUCUCUGUCCCCCCCCUCCCCCUCCCACUCCCGACCACAGCUGGAGGGUGAGAGACGGAGUGUGUGAGGCAGUGAGAGGGAUGAGUGUGAGGUAGAGUGAAGAGGGAGAGUAUGAUGCAGGGUAAGAGGGGACAAUGUGAAAAGGUUGUUCACUGAUGACAAAUAAAGAUAUGCAAUCAACCAAUCAAAUAGCCAUCUUUACCUCUGAGGGUUGGCUACCACGGCCCACCACUACGUAAUAAUAUAUUUUCUUUUACCAAUUCUUUCAGCUAUUGCAUAUUUUCCUAGCUCCCAUACCUUAAAUUUUACCCAAUAAUAUGCGGAACACAAUUCUCUCAUCCCUAAUCACAUGUUGAAAGUAGUUAAUCCUUAGUCUGUAAAUUUUCAAUAUUUUUCCAUCGGUACAACUUACCCUCCAGAUUCUAAAACCUUUCCAAUCUCCUCUGACUGACACCACAAAAGAUUUACUGACCAUUCUUAGCCUUGACGCAUUAUUUUCCUCGAGGUAACACAGUGUCAUUUAUUGUUGUAUGGUAUUUUGGCUUCAGUUGUCAAGGGUGUUUGGGUGACUUCUACUGCACAUAUCUUCAAUUUGUUUUGGGAUUAUUUUCUUUCUUUCUUUCGUUCUUUCUUUAGUUUUUUCCGACUUGACCAAUAGGAGUUAUGAUGAUCCACAAAUGUUAUUUUUUUUAUGUUUUGUUGUUGUCUUUUCAAUGUCAUUUUCUUAUCAUCGUUGCUGCUCUGGACGGAGGAGUUUGUUGACGCAGGUUUGGAGGAGGAGAGUAGUUUGUUAGAAGAGAGCAGGAGGAAGGAGUGGUGUUAUGGCUCUAGGUUUGGAGGAG